Synchiropus splendidus (mandarinfish) is the source of this 473-nucleotide messenger RNA. It is a transcript of the gene rps27l, whose product is annotated as ribosomal protein S27 like. Bases 103 to 357 code for a protein of 84 amino acids. Lineage: Eukaryota; Metazoa; Chordata; Actinopteri; Syngnathiformes; Callionymidae. Gene Ontology annotation, biological process: translation; ribosomal small subunit assembly. The record is from RefSeq and is a predicted model, not a curated record. Gene Ontology annotation, cellular component: ribosome; cytosolic small ribosomal subunit. The transcript is spliced from 4 exons. Gene Ontology annotation, molecular function: RNA binding; structural constituent of ribosome.
AAAGAGCCAAACAAAACAUACAAUUUCAGACGCUCCUCCACCGAGCCUCCUCGAGUUGCUCGUCCGUCCCCGUCUAAACACUCGCUUCAAGACGAAGAAGAAAUGCCCUUAGCCCGGGACUUCCUCCACCCUCCCGUCAACCAUGAGAGAAGGCUGCACAAAAAGAAGAGACUCGUCCAGAGUCCCAACUCCUACUUCAUGGACGUGAAGUGCCCAGGCUGCUACAAGAUCACCACGGUGUUCAGUCACGCCCAGUCGGUGGUUCUGUGCGUGGGGUGCUCGACCGUGUUGUGUCAGCCGAAGGGAGGAAAAGCCAGACUGACGGAAGGCUGCUCCUUUCGGAGGAAGCAACACUGAACUUCAUUCCAACAUCACAGCCCUGAAGGUCUUUGCAUUCAGCAGUUUUCUAAGCUAAUUUUUAUCAGUGAGGAAAAUAAAAAAAAAUAAAAGCAGGUGUGGAAGUGUUGCAUUUU